Messenger RNA from Strongylus vulgaris, 945 nucleotides. The record is from the annotation of a GenBank genome assembly. Lineage: Eukaryota; Metazoa; Nematoda; Chromadorea; Rhabditida; Strongylidae.
AAGCAACCGCACUCAAAUUCCCAAUUUUCUGAUCUAUGGUCCACCUUUGCAAAUCUAAUGACAACCUAUUGCAGAGUGCAUUAUUCUGUGAAGAAGCAGCUGGCAAAGAAUAAGCAGUUGGAGUUUAUGUGGAGGCAACUUUGGGGUGAGCGUAAGGUCCCUGUGGUGCACUAUUCUGUGAAGAAGCAGCUUGCAAAGAACAAGCAGUUGGAGUUUAUGUGGAGGCAACUUUGGGGCGCUCAUGGUAAACAAGACAUGCGUACGCAUCUUUUCCCAUUCUAUUCGUAUGAUAUACCACAUACAUGCGGGCCAGAUCCAAAGAUCUGUUGUCAGUUCGAUUUCACGCGUCUCCCAGGAAUAGGACCUGGUUGCCCAUGGGGUGUGCCACCAGUGAGAAUCAACAAUAAUAAUGUAGAACAACGUGCUUUCACGUUGUAUGAUCAGUACAGGAAAAAGAGUCAGUUGUACAAGACAAAUGUGCUUUUAGUCCCUCUUGGAGACGAUUUUAGAUACGACAAAGCGAAUGAGUGGAAUGAGCAAUAUUUAAACUACAAGAAACUCUUUGAAGAAAUGAACAAACAUACUGAAUGGAAUAUUCAUGCUAGAUUUGGUACGCUUGCUGAUUAUUUCACCGAAUUAGAUAGAUCUUUACGAGCCGAAUCUGACGGGCUACCAGUACUGUCUGGUGAUUUCUUCACGUACGCUGAUAGGGAUGAUCAUUAUUGGAGCGGGUAUUUCACUUCCCGACCAUUUUACAAGCAAAUGGAUCGAGUGCUUCAGCACCAGUUGCGUGCAGCCGAAAUUGCUUUUACGCUGAAAGCGAUGAAAGGCGAGAAUCCAUCGAAUGAGGUCCACUACUUUUUAUCUUUAUUCCGUAUGCUUUUGAUUGCACGUCAAAAUAAUUACAUGUACGGUAUCUCGUGGUACGAAUGUAAGCUUCUCUAG